AUGAACGUGGAAAGUAGUGGUGCCAUCAAAACCAGUUGGAGGGAUCCCGACGCUAAAUCCUGCUGGAUCUGCGGAGACGUGGAACGAGGGCACUCGGAGCCGACGUGCCCUUACAACUACCUAUCUCCCGCCUCAUACGCUCCCUGCAGGACACGGCUGCUCCUCUGGCAACACGAAACCAGUCGCGCAUGUCCGAGGCCUAAAGAUCUCGAUGCGACCAGCUUAAGGCGACUCAAGUUUCUGCGGUGCUUCGUGCGCGUGAAUAACCUGCCGAGGCAUUGUUGCCCGGAGAAGCUUGUCGGCCUGUUCGUCCGGUUCGGGCCGCUGCAGAGCUGGCAUGUCGCCUUUGCUGAUCAUGGCUCCGGUGCCUGCAGCGGCUUCGGCUACAUGGUCUUCCGGCACCGUGCGCAUGCGGAGGAAGCCAUUGACGUGCUCAAUUGCUGCGUCUUUAGUGACCGUAAGCUGCGAGUCGACUGGGCUUAUCCUUGCGCGUAG
Molecule: messenger RNA, 495 nt
Organism: Triticum turgidum subsp. durum (durum wheat)
Lineage: Eukaryota; Viridiplantae; Streptophyta; Magnoliopsida; Poales; Poaceae
Source: the annotation of a GenBank genome assembly